CCGCGGCGCCUCGAGCUAACAGCGGGGCUGCAGGUGUUCCCACUCCUGGUGCUUCUGCAAGGCACAGCAAGGAGAGCCCCCAGGCCUGGGUCUCCAGAACACCACGGAGAGGGCUACCCUGAUGGACACACACACAGUGAGAGACAAGCAGUGCUCAGGACAACACCGCCUUCCCCCCAGCACGGACGCACGCACUGCCUCAGGCUCUUCCACCGUCAUACUCUGAGCGGCGUGUUCGGCAGCAGGAGCCUGGGUGGAAUAUGGCCGUGGCUGCUAGAACAUACUGCAUGCCCCCCACACCUGUACCUGUUCUCCCUUGAAGUCAGAGGACCCGUGUCAGCUUCCCCGGCGCAGGCAUCGGGCGGUGGCCAGACUUCUGGCUGUGCUGCUUCAGUGGCGGAACGAGGGGCUCGGAGCGCGGAGCCAACACCAAAGCAGGAGGCUUUGGAAGAAGAAGGGGCACACCAUGGGGAGAGAGUGCUGGGCCCGUUACAGGGGCCUCCCUGGGCACUGGGGCUUCUGGACAGCUGCGGGAAUGAAGAGGCUGGAGACAGGCCCAGAGAUGCCCCUCGGGUACCAGUUGUUCCUGAGAAAACUGGAGGGCAGAACAGCCUAGAGAGCAGUGUGUCCCAGUUGGAUGCCACCCUGAAUGCUCGCUCUGCCGCGGGCGGAAGAGGCCCCCGAAAAGGGCGGCCUUAUCAGUGUGGCACCUGUGACCGGAGCUUCAAAUGCUAUUCGGACGUGGCGAAGCAUCAGAGCAUUCACUCCGGGGAGAAGCCGUAUGCGUGCAGCGACUGCGGGAAGGCUUUCAUCCACAGCUCGCACGUGGUCCGGCACCAGCGCACCCACCACGGGGAGAAGCCCUACGUCUGCAAGGAGUGCGGGAGAGCCUUCAGCCAGAGCUUCAACCUUGUCAGGCACCAGCGAAUUCACACGGGAGAGAAGCCGUACGGAUGUGCUGAGUGUGGCAAGUCCUUCGGUCAGCGGUCAGACGCCGCCAAGCACCAGAGGACACACACGGGCGAGAGGCCGUACGUGUGCAGCGAGUGCGGGAAGGCCUUCCUCCACAGCUCCAAUGUGGCCCGGCAUCAGCGCACCCACCACGGGGAGAGCCCCUACGAAUGUCAAGAGUGCGGCCAGGCCUUCAGCCAGAGCUCCAACCUCCUCCAGCACCGGCGAGUACACACAGGCGAGAAGCCAUAUGCCUGUCCAGAGUGCGGCCGGGCCUUCAGUCGCAGCUCCUUCCUCAGUGAACACCGGCGCAUCCACACUGGGGAGAAGCCCUAUGCGUGCGGGGAGUGCGGCCGAGCCUUCAGGGCCCUGUCGGGCUUCUUCCGGCACCGGCGGGUCCAUACCGGGGAAAAGCCUUUCCGCUGCACCGAGUGCGGCCGCGCCUUCCGCCUGAGCUCACACCUGAUCCAGCACCAGCACAUCCAUGGCGCAGACUGAGCCUCCCGUGGGUGAACAGACCUGGACGUGGUGGGCGCAGUGCCCGUGAAACUCUGGCUGCACCUGCAGGGCCACGUACUUCAUCCCACCUGCGUGAGGAGGGUGAGGGAGCUGCCGGUGCUUUAAGUUCUUGCCCAUGGGGAAACCCCGGUGUGUCUGCUGCUCCCCUGCCCACCAGUCAGAAGAGAAGGAGGAGUCUGAGGGAAGGCUGGCUUUAUGGUGGAGAUCUGAUGAGGACAUGUGUGUCCACUGAAACUAAUUUCACAUUCGUGACAUUUUGCUGACCUAUAAUUCACAUAUGGUGAAGUGCACAGAUCCUAAGGGCUGGGUUUUAUGAGAUUUGACAAAUAUAACCUGUUUUGACCUUUAGAACCACCAUGCUAUCAAGAUAAUAAACUAUCUCCAUCACCUCCUUCAAGCCAAACCCCUUAGCCUCAGAGGCAACCAGUGAUCUCGUUUCUGUCACUGGAGUUUUGCUCAUUCUAGAACUUUAUGCAAAUAGACUGAUUUAACAUAUACUUUUUAUGUCUGA
This is a messenger RNA of Ailuropoda melanoleuca (giant panda), 1981 nucleotides long. It is a transcript of the gene ZNF696, whose product is annotated as zinc finger protein 696. Lineage: Eukaryota; Metazoa; Chordata; Mammalia; Carnivora; Ursidae. The transcript is spliced from 4 exons. Gene Ontology annotation, molecular function: DNA-binding transcription factor activity, RNA polymerase II-specific; RNA polymerase II transcription regulatory region sequence-specific DNA binding. Gene Ontology annotation, cellular component: nucleus. The record is from RefSeq and is a predicted model, not a curated record. The annotation marks the transcript as partial. Gene Ontology annotation, biological process: embryo development; regulation of transcription by RNA polymerase II.